AUGGCAUCAGCAACUAUGAAGGCGCUCAACUACCUUGGGCCUUACCAAGUCCGAGUCGAAGAUGUCGAGAAGCCCCGCAUGGAGCACCCCGACGAUGUCAUUGUGAAAGUUACCACGGCUGCGAUCUGUGGCUCUGACUUGCACAUGUAUGAAGGGAGAACGGCUGCGGAACCUGGCAUUACUUUUGGUCACGAGAACAUGGGCAUUGUGGAGGAACUGGGUGAAGGAGUCACAUUGCUGAAAAAGGGAGAUCGCGUGGUGAUGCCAUUCAACGUAGCAGACGGUCGCUGCCGGAACUGUGAAGAAGGCAGAACUGCCUUUUGUACUGGUGUGAACCCUGGGUUUGCUGGAGGCGCUUAUGGCUAUGUCGCAAUGGGUCCCUACCGGGGAGGUCAAGCACAAUAUAUUCGCGUUCCAUACGCAGACUUCAAUGCUUUGAAACUGCCUCCUGGAAAGGAACAUGAGGCCGACUUUGUGCUUCUUGCUGAUAUCUUCCCAACCGGCUGGCACGGUGUGGAGAUUUCCGGCUUCCAGUCAGGAGAAAGUAUUGCAGUAUUCGGCGCAGGUCCUGUCGGACUGAUGGCUGCCUACUCCGCCGCAUUGCGAGGAGCGUCCAAUAUCUAUGUCGUCGACCGUGUUCCUGAGCGACUGGAGGCCGCGAAGAAUAUUGGAGCCAUUCCCAUCGACUUCACGAAGGGAGAUGCCGUUGACCAGAUCAUCGCUCACAAUGGAGAUAUGGUGGACCGCUCUGUGGAUGCUGUGGGAUACCAGGCUGUGGACUCGAACGGCUCUGCUGAAAAGGCGAACAUUGUCCUGGAGAAUAUGAUUCGGGUGACGCGGGCGUGUGGCGGUAUGGGAAUUCCAGGACUCUACGUUCCGAGUGACCCCGGUGCAGCUGACGCCGCCACUGCCAACGGAAUGAUCAGUCUCAGCUUUGGCAAGCUGUUUGAAAAGGGUCUCUCGCUUGGCACCGGACAGUGUAAUGUCAAAGCCUACAACCGAUACCUCCGCGACAUGAUUAUUGCAGGCAAGGCCAAGCCCAGCUUUGUCAUUUCACACGAGAUUGGGCUCGCAGAUGCUGAGACAGCGUAUGAGAAAUUUGACAAGAGAGAGGAUGGCUAUACAAAAGUGAUCAUCCACCCUAAUGGUGGAUUCUGA
Molecule: messenger RNA, 1158 nt
Organism: Penicillium olsonii
Lineage: Eukaryota; Fungi; Ascomycota; Eurotiomycetes; Eurotiales; Aspergillaceae
Source: the annotation of a GenBank genome assembly